Messenger RNA from Haemorhous mexicanus (house finch), 2303 nucleotides. It is a transcript of the gene NMUR1, whose product is annotated as neuromedin U receptor 1. NCBI's taxonomy places the organism in Eukaryota, Metazoa, Chordata, Aves, Passeriformes, Fringillidae. Gene Ontology annotation, biological process: G protein-coupled receptor signaling pathway. Bases 65 to 1357 code for a protein of 430 amino acids. Gene Ontology annotation, cellular component: plasma membrane. The record is from RefSeq and is a predicted model, not a curated record. The transcript is spliced from 2 exons. Gene Ontology annotation, molecular function: neuromedin U receptor activity.
UGGGAGCAGGGGGAGCAGUGAAGUUGGGAAAGCAUCCCACAAACCUCUCCAUCUUUCCACAGCCAUGAAUCCCUACGUCAACUGCUCCAGUUCCGAGUUCCCCCUGCCCCAGCAAGACUUCCCUGUGGAGCCCAUCAGCCCUGAUCUCAGCAACAGGACUCACCCAGAGACCUUUUUUGACCCUAAGGAUGCCAACCUGACAGAGGAGCAGCUGCGGGAUAAGUACCUGGGCCCUCGACGGUCCAACUUCUUUGUCCCAGUCUGUGUCAUUUACCUGCUGAUCUUCUUGGUGGGGUCCGUGGGCAACACGCUCACCUGCAUCGUCAUCCUCCGGCACCGCUUCAUGAGGACGCCCACCAACUACUACCUGUUCAGCCUGGCCGUGUCUGACCUGCUAGUGCUGCUGCUCGGGAUGCCUCUGGAGCUCUACGACAUGUGGAGCAACUACCCUUUCCUGCUGGGGGCCAGUGGCUGCUAUUUCAAGACGCUGCUCUUCGAGGCCGUCUGCUUUGCCUCCAUCCUCAACGUCACAGCCCUGAGCGUGGAGCGCUACAUCGCUGUGGUGCACCCACUCAAAGCCAAGUACGUGGUGACCAGGAACCACGCCAAGAGGGUCAUUGUCACCAUCUGGGUCUUGUCAGUCAUCUGCUCCAUCCCCAACACCAGCCUCCACGGGCUGCAGCCUCUCUACGUGCCAGGACGGGGGCGGGUGCCCGAUUCAGAGAUCUGCACCCUGGUGAAACCACGCUUGACUUACAAUCUCAUCAUCCAGGUCACCACCAUCCUCUUCUUCUUCCUGCCCAUGGGGACCAUCAGUGUCCUCUACCUUCUUAUUGGGCUGCAGCUCAAGAAAGAAAAGAUGCUGGAAGCCUUGGGAGCCAAGUCCGGCAGCAGCCGCAACUGCCACAACCACCAGGGGCAGAAGAAAGUCAAGAGGAGGCAGGUCACAAAGAUGCUGUUCGUGCUGGUGGUGGUGUUUGGCAUCUGCUGGGCUCCCUUCCACACCGACCGCCUUGUCUGGAGUUUUGUAUCCACCUGGACCAGCAACAUGCUCCACAUGUUCCAGUACGUCCACAUCAUCUCAGGGGUCUUCUUCUACCUGAGCUCGGCUGCCAACCCCAUCCUCUACAACCUGAUGUCCAGCCGCUUCCGGGAGAUGUUCAGGGAGGCGAUGUGCCGGCCCGGGCGCCGCCCGCCCUGGGCCCGCCGGCACUCGCCCAGCGUCACCCGCACCGCCAGCCGCAGCACCGAGUGCGAGCCCGCGCCCAGCGCGCUGCCCCUCUCUGACGCCGAGGAGUACGAGCUGGAGGACGUGGAGAGGGGCCAGGCCACCACCCACGUAAUGUCCCUCUGCUGAAGAGUGGGAGGACAGGGAAGGACUCUGGGACCAGCUCUCCUCACCGCCGGCUUCCAUCUGACUGUGGCGCUCAUGCUGUGGUGGGGAGCGGGGCAGGAGCGAGGGGGAGUCCCUGCCUCUCUGUGCUGUCCCACUGGCAUGGAAAGGCUGGUUGUGUCAGCAGCACUGCUCCAGGGACAUGGUGGCAGUGACCUGGAUGCAUAGCAAAUGAUCCCGCUGUCCUCAGCACCAGGCCUGGCCAGGGCAUCCCUUGUGGUAUGGGGACAGCUGACUUCUAUGUCAGGGGUAUGUCAGCAAUCCCUAAAAAUAUUCCAUCCCUUCUGGCCCAGUGGGGUGCACCUGCAGGUACUGGAGAUGGGGACUUAGGCAUCCCAGGCUGUUUUGGGACACAGGGAUGGAUGGGUGCCCCCAGAGGUGCUUGCACCUGGGCUGAGAUCCAGGGCUGUGUGAGAGGUUUGCAUGGGAUUCUGGAAAAAUCCCAUGGGAAAAAAAACUGUCUGUGGAUGCCUUCUCCCUUGAGACCUCUUCAGGGCUGUCUGGCACCAAUGUAACCCUGAUUUUCUGGCACAUCUCUUCAGUGGUGCCAGCCGGUGCCUGGCUGCAGGGUGCUGGUACAGGUCCUUGCUCCCAGCCUUUCUCAUGCCCUGCAUUCCCAGCCCUUUAAAGGCAAGGGAAGGAGCAUGGCUACUCCCUCCAGAGCUGGAUCUGGGGGUGGAAAAUAUGGGACAAAGGGAUCUCCAGGCUGUCUGUAGUGCCAAGGCAGAGCUCCAUAACUGUCUGUGUCACAUGAAUAUGCUCUCCCCUCUCUGACCAGCAUGUUCUAGGUGCCAAUCUCUUCUUCCUCUGCCCACCGUGGUCACCUGAUCUUGUGCGGAAUGUGGGGAGCCCUCUUCAUCCCUGCCCUGCAUGGGCUGAGCCUCACUGAGAAUUAAAAAAGCCACUGGCC